UGCUGGUCUGCGCGAGGUUAAAAUUGAUUCUGAUCCACUAUUUAUAUUGAGGUGCGAAACAGCGUCAGAGCGAAGUUCUCGUAUGCCUGUUGAGGCGAGCGAAUGUAGGUACAAGCGUUAAUGCGCGAUGGCAGAAUUAUUCGACAUCGCUCACCUGAUUACGGCUGUCGGCGUCGACGGUGUAAAAAUCAAACAGGAGCCCGGAUUACCGGAGAAAUCGUCGAAUGAAAUACUAACGGAACUCUUCAGCACAUUCGACGCGGACGCCGACGAUGGUGUUGCGUCCCCGGAGAACAGUGAUGCUCAGCAGGCGCCGAAUGACACCAACAAUGAUGCUGACAAGUCAAUCAAGCAUCAGAUCAAGAAGAAAAAGAGUAAGAAAAAGCACAAACACAAGGAGAAGCACAAGAAAAAGUCGAAGCACAAUUCCUCAGAUAGUAACAGCGAUGUCGAAGGUAGCAAAAAGAAGAAGAAACAUAAGAAGAAAUCUAAACGGAGACAUGAAUCCGUCUCGAGUAAAUCGUCAGAUUCGGCUCAUUCGAAAGCGAAAAUGCAGAAAUUGGAAAGUAAUAAUCUUGAGACUGAUCGUACAAAAAAAAUAUCCGACACGCCAGAGAAGAAUGACAUAGUGGAUACGACAAAACUGAAUGAAUUGGAUAUAGAGAAAAAGCUAAUAGACGCGGUUACUAACGAUUGUGAGAGUCCUCUGUUGCCACCUAUAUCGACGAAGAAAGUAGAAGAUGAGUCUUACGAGCCAAUAAUAUCUAAACUCACUGAGAAGGUGAAGCAGCCUGUUCAAGGAAAAAUACUAAUAAAAGAUCUCAAGAACAGUACGGUUUACAAUGAAACUGUUAAGGAAAUUGAGAAUAAGAAAAAGGCGAAAGCUGCCAAAAUGGAAGAUGGUGAACUGUCCGACAGCAGUAGCGAUAUCAGUACGCCUACUUUAAGUCCCACUCCACCUCGAUUCAGGUCACCGUCCUUCAGUCCGAGCAGAGAUAGAAAGAAAAGUAGAAUGCACAGUCCGACGAGGAGUGCAGUCUCCGCAAAGAAUGAUCUCAGACUAGUUUUGAGAGAGAAGGAAAAGAAGAAACUAGGGGUCAGUGAUUGCAGGGAUGACGUUAGUCACAAAGAUACAAAAGACAAGGGUAGUAAAAGGAGCAGAAGUUGUCAUUCGCAGGAUGAAAAAAGAUCGAGAUCACAAACGCGAUACAGUUCGCAGCGCAGCAGGAGCGGUGGUAGGGAAAAGCGGAGAGACAAAAGUAGAGAGAAGCGCGACAGAGACAAAAGCAGUGAAAGGCGUGAUUUGGGCAGAGGCAGAGAGAGACGCAGAUACAGGAGUCGCAGUGAAGACAGAAGCAAAGACAAAUAUACGCGAGGCCGAAGUCGAAGCAAAGAAAGGAAGGAACGGAUAGAAAUUGAUAAGAAGAAGCUUUUGGAAAUUGCAAGGAGGAAUGCUAUAAAUAUGAUAAAACAAGGGACUUUGCCGCUAGCUCAACAGGAUAAAGCUAUCGCUGCUAUACAAUCUGGUGGGAAAACGGUGGAUGAACUUACAGAUUUUUGCAAAACAUUGUCGAAGUCUGAAGCAUUAGGGGAACUAUCCAAUAUCUCUUCCGAAGAGGAAAGCGAAUUUGAGAAAGGAUUUCAUCACCCUUUCCUUCUGAAGGAAAGACCUAGUUCUAUUAUAAUGAAUAUUAAGGACGCAAAACAAUUGCCGACGAAAACGUUCCAAGAAAAGGCAGCUGAAACAUCAAAUCAGCUACGAUUACAGUUCCCUGUCUCCAGCGGGCAACAACACAGAAAGACUGAAAGCGAAUGGGUGCCAGUUAUACCGAAGAAACCAGAACCAAAAAAAAUAUUCGUACCAGCAUCUACAAACGGUCCACCAGCAAUAAUGCCACCACCAUCUCCCUUGCAACCAACACCGAUAACUGUUUUCCCAACAACAGAGGUUGUCGACAUAGGCUCUAUAGUAUCUCAAAGGUUAGCAGCCAUGAGAAAAUUAAGGGAAAAUCCAAAUGACGUUAAUGCAUUGAACGCGAUGCAUCAAGCACAAAAUGAGAUGAAAACUUGGGCUGAGAGUAAGCAGAUGCCAGGUCAGUUCACGGGUAGUACAGGAGCCAAAGUGCUCACACCUGCAGAACUGUCUUCAGGUUAUCAAGCCUGGGCACGUAAGGAUCAAUUAGUAUCGGCACAGCCUGUAUCAGGUGGAAUGGGUAUGGCGUUGCUGCAAAAGAUGGGGUGGCGGCCAGGUGAAGGCUUAGGCAAGAAUAAAGAAGGAGCUUUGGAGCCGCUACAGCUAGAAGUUAAAUUGGAUAAGAGAGGGCUAGUUUCUGAUCAAGAUAUCGGACAGAAAGGUAACAGAGCAACGAAGCCUGUGGUGCCAACAGUGAAGACGUUGGAAGGCAAACACCCAGUGUCGUUAUUGGGCGAAUAUUGUUCAAAAAGGAAAUUCGGAGCACCAGUUUAUGAACUGUGUUUUGAAUGUGGUCCAGAUCAUAGGAAAAAUUUCCUUUUUAAAGUAAAAGUAAAUGGCAUCGAAUACAAGCCAAGUGUUGCAAGCCCUAACAAGAAGCAGGCAAAAGCAGAAGCUGCCCAGAUAUGUUUGCAAAGUUUGGGUCUAUUACCUUCAUAAUCAUAUGUGUAUUACUGUAAUUAUAUAAAGAAUGUAAAUUGAUUUUUUGUUACAUAGCGAUAUUUUAUUUCUCAUCGAUAAGUUUUGUAGUCGCUUUCAUAGAAAUAUUCCCGAGAAAAAUUGAACGUUUGGCAACUUGAUUUUUUCUACAACACUGUUGUGUUAUUUAUAUAAUAUAAUUAAUGAUUAGAAUCAGUUUAACGUUCAUCUUUUUCUCAAAAAGCGCGUUCAUCCAAAUUUCUAGAAUUCUAUAUAAAACAUUAAAAUUAAUAUUACUUAAUUUAUAUUUUUACAAUGAUAGAUAAUAUCAAUGGCAUUAAGUAAAAAUGUGGAGUUGCCAAUGUAUGACAUAUAUUUCUAUACGUGAUCAAUGUUACAAACAAUAUAAGAUAAACAACAUGGAAGGAAGUGUGUUGAAAUAUACCAUUUUUUCUACAA
Dinoponera quadriceps is the source of this 3070-nucleotide messenger RNA. RefSeq names its product protein SON-like. Gene Ontology annotation, molecular function: RNA binding. NCBI's taxonomy places the organism in Eukaryota, Metazoa, Arthropoda, Insecta, Hymenoptera, Formicidae. The transcript is spliced from 12 exons. The coding region runs from base 128 to 2632 and encodes 834 amino acids. The record is from RefSeq and is a predicted model, not a curated record. Gene Ontology annotation, biological process: regulation of mRNA splicing, via spliceosome; regulation of cell cycle.